UCCCGCAGUCCAAAACGGCACCAAGAAUAUUGCUCCUACCUUUCCUGAAUCUUCCUACCGUGCGUGAGCCGUCCCCAGUACCAGUACUCACCACCUACGCGGUCGCCCACCGCGCCGUCGCCGGCGCCGGUCAGCCCCUCACCGCCGCCUCCCGUUCGCCAACGACGUCGUCGCCGUCGGCCCUAUCCCCCGUCAGCUCCGUCAAAGGCACGGAGAAACGAACAAACGCGAGAGAGAAAACAAGAAGAGGAGGAGGAGCCGACGCAACCGAGGCCCCAGUUCCGAUUGAUCUCCGGUUCCCAGAUCGGCCAGGGUUCUUGCUAGGAUCUUUGGGGGUGGGCUGGCGACCUGGUGUUGGGUGCUUGAUGGGUUUGUUCGUUCGUGCGUGUGAUCCGCCGUGGGAGGAAAGAGGAAGAGAUUGUUCUCCUGAAGAAACCUUACCAUUUCCGUUGGUGUUUUGAUGAAUGGAUAUGUUAGGAUUGGUUUCUUUCUGUUAUUCCCUGCAAGUUUCGUCAAGCUCAGCUUUGCGAUUAGUUACUAUGAGCUUAUUACAAUUUUUUACCUUUCUACAAGUUAUUCAUUACCGAUUUUUGUACCUAAUAAUGUGGUUCAAUUUGGGAUUUGGAAGUAUGCCUGCGAUUUUGUCUGGUAUUAACAAUUUAGCUCUCAACAAGCAAAAGCAACCUUUUGAGGCUAGUUGCAGGCUGCAGCAGAAGCAGAGUGAAUUAAGGGCAUUCAAGUGUAAAGAACAGAGGGUAUACUUAAAAUCAUUCUUAUAUUUUUAACAACUAUUAUGUCUCAUGUGGUACUAUAAAUGGGAACUUAAAUGAGAUUAGUUGUUAAUAAAAAUUUCUGUAGGAAAUAUCUUUGCAUUUUAGCCUGUUUUUCCUUAUGUCCACUAUUAAGGUUGGAAUAGGUUAAACAGUGUACAGGUGCAAAUCAGAACCUGAAAUGCUGAUAGUUACCUUCCCCGUACAUUUGACUUUAUGACCGGACGGUGCAUUUCUUUGCUCCGAAAUGCUGAUGGUUGUCUUCCUCGUACUUCGUUAAUACAUUCCACCAUUAACAUGCAUUCCUCAUACCUUAGUAGCAACAGUUUUGUGUUUAUGUGAAAAUAUCAAAGAGACAUAAUACACUAGUUUCCUGUCAUGAUAUCUCAUGGUUAUUUUUUACACGUAUCCAUCCUAUUAGAGAUUUUUAUAUUAUAUCAUCCUUUUGUGUGCCUACUUGAUGUUUAUGCCAUUGUUUUGAAUUAACCAGCAAUGGCUUCAUCUUCGGACCCAUGGAUGAAAGAGUACAAUGAGGCAUCUAGGCUUGCUGAUGAUAUCAAUUCCAUGAUUGCCGAUAGAGGGUCUCUUCCACAAUCAGGCCCGGAAAUUAUACGUCACACAUCAGCCAUUCGAAGAAAAAUAACUAUUCUUUGUACUAGACUGGAUAGCUUGGAAGCAUUGUUGUCCAAGAUUCCUCCGAAGUCACUCAGUGACAAGGAGUUACACAAGCGCCAAGACACGCUUUCCAAUUUGAAAUCUAAAACAAAACAGAUGGCAACAAGUUUUAACAUGUCAAACUUUGCCAACAGGGAGGACUUGCUUGGUCAGAACAAGAAGGCAGCUGAUGAUAUGAGCAGAGUUGCUGGUUUGGAUAACCAAGGGAUUGUUGGCCUUCAGAGGCAAAUUAUGAAAGAACAAGAUGAAGGUCUUGAGAAGCUGGAAGAGACAGUCCUGAGUACAAAACAUAUCGCUUUAGCAGUCAAUGAAGAACUUACCCUGCAUACGAGAUUGAUUGAUGACUUGGAAGAUCAUGUUGAUGUUACAAACUCGCGUCUUCAGCGUGUGCAAAAGAGGCUUGCAAUUCUGAACAAGCGCACCAAAGGUGGCUGCUCAUGCAUGUGCCUGCUGCUAUCUGUCGUCGCAAUAGUGAUCCUUGCUGUUAUCGUGUGGCUUCUUAUCAAGUAUAUGUAAAAUGGAUCCAUGACGUUUGUUCAACGCAUCACUUCUGCGCUACUCAUCAAAAUGUGCAGCCUUUUAAAGAUGUACCAUGGUUUUCAUCUCGGCUUUGUUCUCCUGGGUGGAAUGGUUUUAUCAGUGUGUGUACGUCAUAUGAGGCCCUGGCAUAUAUGCCCAACAAUAUGUCUGAGACUACCACUCACGUGGAAUUUGUUGGAUUGCAAUGAGAAGUAUAUAUAUGUUUUUGUGUGUGGAGAUGUAACUGCUGUAGCAUUGUCAAUCCUUGGCAUGUGCAUUCAGAAAGUGUGUGCGUUCAGAUAGGAUUUCAUUUUUCUGUGAUCGGUUGCUGUCGAUAUGUACAAGCUCAAUGUCAGCCACUCGCACAAAAUAUGUGAAAAAUUAUAGAUAUGGCGAUGGUUUGGGAUUUUGCUUA
Molecule: messenger RNA, 2379 nt
Organism: Oryza sativa Japonica Group (Japanese rice)
Lineage: Eukaryota; Viridiplantae; Streptophyta; Magnoliopsida; Poales; Poaceae
Product: syntaxin-52
Biological process (GO): vesicle fusion; intracellular protein transport
Cellular component (GO): endomembrane system; SNARE complex; membrane
Molecular function (GO): SNARE binding; SNAP receptor activity
Source: RefSeq, a predicted model, not a curated record